AUGGUAUCGUCCAGAUCCCGAGGCGGUCCUGCUGGCCGGGUCACCGCCGCGCUGCUGCUGGCAUCGGCCUUUGCCAUCCCGGGCUCGGCCACAGUCAUCGGCGGUGAUGUCGGCCUCGACCAGCACGUCCUGCUUCCUGCUGGCCCCGGGCCUCUUCUACCUUCGCACCCCGACACUCCAAAGCCUGCAGAACACACCUUCACUCUCCGACACAUCUACCACCACGGCACCGACAGAAACCCAAAGCUGCACCGGAAGCUGGAUAUCGUCCACGACCAGUCUCGAGUUUUCCUUGCCGCGGGCGAUGGCUUCGAUGAACACACCGUGCCGGAGCUCAAGGCCAAGAGCCGUGCCGAUACGAUCCAGCGGCUGGCUGACAGACGGCCGUCUGUUGUCGACCCCAUAGUCGCUGAGUCUCGUAUGCAGGGCUACGCGGCCGUUCUAGAUGCCUCGGCAUGGACAAUGGACGAGGUUUCAUCACCGGAUAUUACCGAUAAAAACACAGUCUUGACCAUGGCAUACGUCGCUGCCGAUGCCUAUGUGGAAAAGGAAGGGAUGGCAGACUGGCUAGACAUUGGGACCCCCUUUAACAGGAGUCUCGAUUUUGGCUGGGAGUCGGAUGGUCUGCGUGGUCAUAUCUGGGCCGACAAGACCAAUUCCACCGUCAUCAUCGGCCUCAAGGGAACGUCACCCGCUGUCUUUGACGGAGAUGGCACAACGACCAACGACAAGAUUAAUGAUAACUUGUUCUUUAGUUGCUGCUGCGCUCAACAAGGUCAAUGGACGUGGCACCAGGUCUGCGAUUGCGCUACCGGCACUUAUGCCUGUAACAACACAUGCGUCAGGACGGCUCUCGUUGAAGAGAACCGUUACUAUGGUGCCGCUCGUGAGCUCUACUCCAAUGUCACUGAGCAGUACCCGGACUCCAACAUUUGGAUAGCGGGUCACUCUCUCGGAGGUGCUGUUUCUUCCUUCCUAGCCCUCACUUAUGGCUUGCCUGCCGUGACUUUCGAGGCCGUGCCAGAAGCGCUCCCGGCUUCUCGACUGGGUCUUCCUGUCCCUCCUGGAGCCAAUCCUGAUACGCCCCAAACUCGAGGCUACACAGGAACAUAUCACUUCGGCCAUACCGCAGACCCGGUCUACAUUGGCACAUGCAAUGGAGCGACUGCUACGUGCUCUUUCGCUGGCUAUGCCAUGGAGUCGUCUUGCCACACCGGAUAUGAAUGCGUCUAUGACGUCGUGGCUGACAAGGGGUGGCGAGUGGGAAUCGGCACUCACAAGAUCCGUUCUGUUAUCCACGACGUUAUCCUCAAGUACGAUGAAGUUCCCAAAUGUCAUCGUACACCCGACUGCCGAGACUGCGGUCCGUGGAAGAUGUAUGAGAGCAAUGGCACCGAGUCCACCACGUCUGCCGUGCCCACGACCACUUCCCGAACACGGACACGCACUUCAACAUGCCAGACACCUGGCUGGUGGGGCUGCUUGGACCAGACAACUACAGGCGAUGUGACGUCUGUACCGGCACCUACUACCACUACUUCUACGUGUAAGACGCCUGGUUGGUUUGGGUGUAAGGACAAGACGACGACGACUACAACGACGACGACAAGGGAUUCCGCCAGUCCGUCUUCCAUUACCACUACUUGUGAAACCCCAGGCAGAUUCUGGGGCUGCAAUGACGAGCCUACCACGAGCUCUCUAUUUACGACCAUUCCCCCCACCUCGACAACAUGCGAGUCUCCUGGCAAAUUUUGGGGAUGCAAUGAUGUGGUAACCUCUACCAGUAUCAGCCCAUCUGCCGGAGGGACCGCACCACCUAUUACGGAGGCUCCCACGGCGGUUCCCACAUGA
Molecule: messenger RNA, 1851 nt
Organism: Trichoderma gamsii
Lineage: Eukaryota; Fungi; Ascomycota; Sordariomycetes; Hypocreales; Hypocreaceae
Exons: 1
Coding region: 1-1851 (616 amino acids)
Biological process (GO): macroautophagy; multivesicular body membrane disassembly; piecemeal microautophagy of the nucleus
Molecular function (GO): glycerophospholipase activity
Source: RefSeq, a predicted model, not a curated record